Trichophyton rubrum CBS 118892 is the source of this 897-nucleotide messenger RNA. RefSeq lists its product as uncharacterized. Gene Ontology annotation, molecular function: oxidoreductase activity. NCBI's taxonomy places the organism in Eukaryota, Fungi, Ascomycota, Eurotiomycetes, Onygenales, Arthrodermataceae. The transcript has 6 exons. Bases 1 to 897 code for a protein of 298 amino acids. The record is from RefSeq and is a predicted model, not a curated record.
AUGACAUCUUCUAAAGCUGGCAUUGGCGGCGCUUUCCAGCCAAUAAAGGAGAAACAAGCACAAAAUCAGCCAGGGCUGGAGAAGGAUCUAGCCCCUACGAGUGAAUCGACCAAGCUUGAGGGAGCCCACGGAUUUGUUGAGUAUGUUGGCAGUGGUAAACUAGAGGACAAAAAGGCCAUCGUUACAGGGGGCGAUUCUGGCAUCGGCAGGUCUGUGGCCAUCCUUAUGGCCCGCGAAGGAGCAGAUGUCACCAUAAUUUACCUGCGUGAAGAGCAGGAAGACGCUGAGGUAACAGCCGAAGCGAUUAGAAAAGAAGGAAGAGAAUGUCUUCUAUACCCUGGAAAUCUCACUGACGAACCAACCUGUAAAUACGCGGUAGCUGAGCACGUCAAGAAAUUUGGCCGCAUCGAUAUCUUGGUCAACAACGCAUCGAGACAGUUUCUAUGCAAGGACUUUACAACGAUCAACCUCAAUACUGUAAAGGAUACCUUUGAGUCCAACAUUCUGCAAAUGAUUACUAUGUGCAAAUAUGCUGUGCCGCAUAUGGAAAAGGGAAGCUCGAUCAUAAACACCUCUUCUGUCACCGCAUUCCGGGGUUCGGGAUCCCUUAUUGAUUAUGCUUCCACUAAGGGAGCUAUCAUCAGCUUCACUAAGUCGUUGGCUAAAAACUUGAUGCCAAAGGGUAUCAGAGUAAAUGCAGUUGCUCCCGGCCCGGUUCACACACCUAUCCAGCCUGCCUCGCGACCAGCUGAACAAAUGGAAGGAUUUGGAUCCGGCUCUCAAAUCGGUCGGCCCGGCCAGCCAAGUGAGGUCGCUCCAAGUUUCAUAUUCUUGGCGAGCAAGGAAGCCUCGCUCUACUAUGGUCAAGUUUUGCACCCAUACCCGCUGGGGGAUUAA